Molecule: messenger RNA, 379 nt
Organism: Dentiscutata erythropus
Lineage: Eukaryota; Fungi; Glomeromycota; Glomeromycetes; Diversisporales; Gigasporaceae
Source: the annotation of a GenBank genome assembly
CAGGAAAGGGAUGAUUUAAAUUCAAAGAAACAUGAAUUGGAAGCCGAGGUAGGGCGUAAGGAUUCUGAAAUCACCUCUCUUGAAGCUAAAGUAAACGAGCUAGAGAAAGUAGAAAGAGGUCUAAUAUGUAGAUAUGAGUUAAUUAGCUGUCUUAGGUCUAGAGUGAGAGAAUUGGAAGAUCAGUUAGAACAACAAAUAUCCCAGUUAUCCCACGAACCGAACAUAAUAGGUGGAGCUGAAGCAGAUCCAGACUCAGCUGAGAACUCUUUGAAAAAAGAGUCUCUUCCUCAAGAAACUAAUACUUAUUUAGCAGAGCAGAUUUCGGAAGCAUCCAGUGAGUUUAAUGAAGUGAUUGGAGGUGAUAGCGGACUAGAGAAAG